Molecule: messenger RNA, 864 nt
Organism: Periconia digitata
Lineage: Eukaryota; Fungi; Ascomycota; Dothideomycetes; Pleosporales; Periconiaceae
Source: the annotation of a GenBank genome assembly
ACCCGUUAGUUAUUAGCGUUCAUACCGCAUUGACAAUUAUAUUUGUCAACGUAACAAACAACAAUCACAACUGGGGCACUGUUACACCCGAGAGUAUUACUGACGUUGGCUACAAAUGGUUGCAAGUUAACAUAGAUCUACUAGGACAGUUGUUCGAUGAUCAGACUAUCUUCUACGAGUAGUUAGUAGUCAGGACAGGGCGUUGUGUAAUUAUGUCAGACAAACCCAAGUGACCAUUUUGACUUGACUCAGCUCGUGAAUAAGGGCAACAAGGUUGGCGAUGCGAUCUAGAAAUAUAAUGUGUACGUUGCUGGUGAUUUGGUCUGUCUCUAUGAGUGAUAGAAGGGUUUGCUGGCCGUAUGUCGACAUGGCCGGGAGCCUCGAAGCAUCUGCUCGCAGAUCUAAGACCACUGCCUCCGCCAUUCCUUUGGCCUAUACGAGCUUGAGUGGCUCGUUUGGCAUCCCAUCUGUUGUUGCUUCUCCUUCAACUGCUGCUGCUAUAUAGUCGCCUCUUCUGUGAUAUCGCCUCCUGGCUCUUCUACUGCCAGCGUAAAUGAUGUCAACAUCUCUACUACGCUAUUGUCUCCCCGGCCCCUACUUCUAUCAUAUCUGAGUCGAUCCUUCCAAAUCUGGCAAUUCUUUUCUUCGGAGUAAACGACUACACCACAUCCGACAUGGUCCACGAGCCACUCAAACAUCAUGACUGGGCCUGUGCCGUCGUCGGACAGCAACAUAGCCAGCGUCGCCCCACCCUUGACCACUUUCGAAGAAAAUUGAAACCCCUGUGGUGAUGAAUCAUUAAACGCCAUUCUUCGAGAGAUUAGGAAGAACAAACAGGUGAACAUCAUCCAUGCCGAGGCUCUU